Molecule: messenger RNA, 2779 nt
Organism: Hydractinia symbiolongicarpus
Lineage: Eukaryota; Metazoa; Cnidaria; Hydrozoa; Anthoathecata; Hydractiniidae
Product: E3 ubiquitin-protein ligase TRAF7-like
Exons: 12
Coding region: 229-2097 (622 amino acids)
Molecular function (GO): protein binding; zinc ion binding
Source: RefSeq, a predicted model, not a curated record
AAUUUAUCUUCCAUAAAAUGUAUAUAUACCAUACUGUGUUUUAUUUAUUCAUAUUACCUUGUUUUAUAUUCAUGUGUUAACUUGUUGAUUCUCUUCUGGGUAUGUAUAUACAGAUUUUAAAUUUAACAAUUAACAUCUCCACCUGCUGCUUAUACAUCAAAGAGUAUUAACUUUGUUUCAGACUUGUGAGCAAUGUUUUAUUAAAAAAAAUGUUAAAACUGACCAACAAUGGAUAAUCUUCCAACAAAAUUUGUUAGCCAACCAUCCAAUUCUUUGGUAUGUCCACUCUGCUAUAAGUUAUUUAGUGAUCCUGUGAUAUCUACCCACUGUGGGCAUACGUUCUGUCGAAGUUGUGUGGAAAAUCAACUAAAAACAAAAAGUCAGUUUGAUUGUCCUACUGAUAAAGUUACUAUUCAAAAAAACGGCAUAGUUUCAAAUCGAGCUGUACAUGGUCAGCUAGAGGAUUUGUUGAUUUACUGCCGACAUGGCUUGUAUCGUGUUGAUUCUGAGGAUGAUUUCCAAAUAGAUCAAGAUGGAUGUAAAGAGUUUAUUUCCUUGGGGCGUAGAAAUGAACAUGAGGAUGUUUGUUUGGAUGCAUGGAUCCCGUGUCCAAAUAGUUCUAAUCAUUGUGGAAAGUUUCGAAAACGCAAUUUUGAGGAGCAUUUAUCUUUGUGUCCGUACACACCUUGUGCUAACGCUAACAUAGGGUGUGCAUUUCAUGGAACUCAUCAAGAAUUGAAGUUGCACAGCUGCAAGUACUCUGCUAAUGUUGACUGGGACCAAUUAGCAAAUAUGGAUCUUGAGAAUUCCAUGGAUGGUUUGCAAGCUAAAUGUCUUGUUAAAGCUGUGAGAAAUUUGAAUGAACGAGUUACAUCUUUAGAAAAGGGCAAGGAAGAAGUUCUGUCAUCAGUGGAAAAAUGUAAUAGCAAUGUUAUUAACUUGUCCAUCAAAGUCGAGAAGCUUGCACACAUCGUAGAACAAAUGUGUAUUUCACAAAAUAAUUUGAUGCGUAGCCAAAUGGCUUCUCAAUCAGCAUCGGAUGUUGCUUUCUUUCCUGAUUAUCGUCGAACUGUAUCAACUAUUGGUUUGAACACAUCUGGGUCUUUACGAACUCGUUCCUCUUCAGGUGGUGCUGGUGGGCAUUCAUUUAGGUUCUCUGAAAGAAAAUACGAAACAUGGAAAAUGCCACUGUCUUUUAAAUGUGUUGGAACUUUCAGAGGUCAUAAUGGUGUGAUUCGUGCAUUGGCAUCUAAGGGGCCUUACAUCUUCAGUGGUGGCUCCGAUCAUUGCAUCAAAGUUUGGGAUAUAAAAGAUAAAGACUUGAAGAAUUCAACUGGUUGCAUUGCAACUUUAACUGAACAUUCUGGUGAUGUUCAUGCUUUGUGCACAUGUGGCAGAUUUUUAUACAGUGCUGGCACUGAUAAAUCAAUCAAAGUUUGGAAUAUUGACAAUUUGCAGUUUCAUAUAUCAAGAGAGGAUGCUCAUUCAGAUGUGAUAGGGGCACUCAUCUCAACAGGAAAAUACAUAUUUAGUGGUUCCUACUCGUCAAUAAAAGUGUGGAGAGUUUUGACACUAGAAUUGUUGCAUACCAUCUCAGAUAUCCAUCAUUGGGUUCGAGCAUUUGCCAUUGAUCCAAAAAAGAAGAUAGUGUACAGUGGUUCACACAACACCAUUCAUAUAUGGGCUGCAGAUGAACCUUUUGCGUCGAAGGGAAAUUUACCUCAUUCACAUGGUUCUGUGUAUUCUUUAGCUGUGACUAAUAAAUUUUUGAUAUUAGGUACGUAUAAUCAAAAUACGCAUUUGUAUGACGUCAGCACGCAUCAAUACGUUAAACUUUUAAACGGCCAUCUUGGAAUUAUUAACGAUCUCGUGACAUCACCAAGUGGAAAUUUUUUGUUUACAGCAUCUUAUGACCACACUAUUCAGUUGUGGGACAUGAUCAAACAACUUCCAGUUCAAGUUUUGAGUCGACAUGAGGGUAGUGUGAAUUGUAUGACUUUACGUGGAGAUAUGCUGUUCACUGGAUCUGAAGACAAAGAGAUUAAAGUUUACGUGUUUUUCCAAGGACUCGCUUCAAAAAAUUUAAUGGUGGCGUAAAGUUCGCAAGAACAUAACUCAAGCGGCGUCUCACUUUUAGUGUUUUGAACACAAUCACAUGUUGAUGAACGGAAAUGGGUUUGUUUUUAAACGUUUCUGCAUAAUAUCAAGUUGCAAAGAAAAAAACUCGAUUGCCCGUCAAGGAAACAAAUCAACUUGGUCACCACUACUUUUUGAUACUACUUGGGUUCAAUUUAAAUACCCGCCCUGGCAUAAAUCUUAUUCUCCAAUAAACGCCAACGUCGCCCAGCGUUUAAAUCCACUCCAAAUUAAAAUACACAUGCUGCUUUUAAAUAGGGACAAUAGAUUUUACACGAUAUACAAUGCAUUUGUGGAAAUUGUAGUGUUAACCUUCCAGAUGCUAAGGUCUCAGUUCUGUGAGCCAUUGCAUCACAUUUUCCGGUCCUAUCGUUGCACAGGGUCAUUGGUCUGGCUAUCUACAAAUUUUCUCGCGUCUAACGAAAUCAAAAAAACAGUUGUUUUCUGUGGGAACAUUACAGUGUGUAUUGUAUUUUUAUUUUCUUGUAUUUCGCAAGAAGCCUCACUGUUUAUACAUCUGAAGCUUUGUUUGUAGUACUAUUUUAUUCAAAAUCAUUGUUAAUUAAUAACUUUAUUUAAGCAUGUGUUUAUUUUGAAUUUAUGUUUUAUACGAAUCCAAUUCAAAAUGUUGGAGUUUUUAUUU